GCGGGCCGGACGAGCGCCCGGAGGUGGCGGACGAGGCGCCGGGGGCCCCCAUGGGCGGGUGUGUGGGCGCCCAGCACGACUCCUCGGGCAGCCUCAACGAGAACUCGGAGGGCACCGGAGUCGCCUUAGGUCGUAACCAACCUUUGAAAAAGGAGAAACCCAAAUGGAAAAGCGAUUAUCCCAUGACAGAUGGACAACUGCGCAGCAAGAGAGACGAAUUUUGGGACACCGCACCAGCUUUUGAAGGCCGUAAAGAGAUUUGGGAUGCCUUGAAGGCUGCUGCACAUGCAUUUGAGAGCAAUGAUCAUGAACUGGCACAAGCAAUCAUUGAUGGUGCAAACAUAACAUUACCACAUGGUGCACUCACAGAGUGCUAUGAUGAACUGGGCAACCGAUAUCAGCUUCCAGUCUACUGCCUGGCACCACCAAUCAACAUGAUAGAGGAAAAGAGCGACAUAGAGACUCUGGAUAUUCCUGAGCCACCGCCUAAUUCUGGAUAUGAAUGUCAGCUCCGUUUGCGCCUUUCCACAGGCAAAGACCUCAAACUUGUGGUCCGCAGCACAGACACUGUAUACCACAUGAAGAGGAGGCUACAUGCAGCAGAAGGUGUGGAACCGAGUAGCCAGCGAUGGUUCUUUUCUGGCAGACCUCUUACCGACAAAAUGAAGUUGGAAGAACUGAAGAUCCCAAAGGACUAUGUUGUGCAAGUUAUAAUGAGCCAGCCUUUGCAAAACCCAACACCAGUUGAGAAUUGAUUGGUCCUAUUGGCUGGUCCCAAGAUUCCGCCCGUUCCUUUUUAUUGUUGUCGUUGUCAUUUCCUACUCUAUGGCGUGAAAUUUAUUUUCACUGCUCUGAAUUCCGUAUGAAUGGAUUUAGUUCUGAGGAAUUAUCAGUGAAAACUUCCAUCUGUGAUGGAGACCAACAAAAAUUAUUAAUAAAACACAAAGAGCCAG
Neogale vison (American mink) is the source of this 953-nucleotide messenger RNA. Its product is annotated as ubiquitin domain-containing protein 2. The record is from RefSeq and is a predicted model, not a curated record. Gene Ontology annotation, molecular function: protein binding. The transcript has 3 exons. Bases 51 to 755 code for a protein of 234 amino acids. Lineage: Eukaryota; Metazoa; Chordata; Mammalia; Carnivora; Mustelidae.